Messenger RNA from Diatraea saccharalis (sugarcane borer), 1384 nucleotides. NCBI's taxonomy places the organism in Eukaryota, Metazoa, Arthropoda, Insecta, Lepidoptera, Crambidae. The record is from the annotation of a GenBank genome assembly.
GACAAAUUCAUGCCUUAAACUGUAACCGUUUAGGUACAUUAUGAAUUUAUUGCUGUCUUGAAAAAUAUUUAAGUACCAUAGGAAUUCGCCCAUCUUUGGCUUUCUGAGUCGAGCACAGCGCUGACGUAGCGUCGGCGGUUCGAUGAAAUACCUUACAUUUAAAGUUAGUUUUAUUUUAUUAAUAUCCGUCAAAGAAUCCCUUUUAUAUUACAGUAAUCAAAAAAUAACAAAUUCAAGAAUCUUCAUUUGAAUUCUAGCUAGGAUUAGUGAUGCGACUCGAGGCUUGUUUUUAUUCGAGUCACUCGCGUGAAAUUGUCAAACUCGUACUCGAUUGAAAAAAAAAUAUUACUCGAGUCUCUAUGCAGUCGAUUGUAGUGAUGCGACUCGAAUAGGAUUUUGUGACUCGAGUCAUUCGAGUAAUUCGGAUUUGUACCGACGCAGUAUAGAUAAGUAAAAUAGAGUAGUAAAGUGACAUCUAGCUAAUGGCAUGGCGGCAAUCGAGUAAUGUAUAUUUCAUUAUUCUUACUUCUUAGGAAGACAUUUUUUCAGUUCUUUGAUUACUUAAAUAAAUAAUAUGUAAUAACUCUUAUAAUGUGUAUUUCAUUUCAAUUAUUACUCCAUCCGUGACAAUGAGUCAAUUAAUAUAGGUAUUUGUUUAAAUAUUUUUAUUUCAUUGCUCGUUUGUGUUUCGAGCCGCGCAGACGAUAAUACGUACGUGAGAAGCGGUCACUAGUAUUAAAAACUACAUUCGUUCGCCCAUCGUUCACAGAGUAGUUUGCAUUGCAGCGAAGGCAUUAUGAACAACUUAAACAGUACAUUUAAUUCUCAAGAAGGACAAGCAAUGAGUGUCGGUGAAAUGAGUGGCAUUCAAUCCAGCGAAAGUCCACAUUUAUUGGAACAAGUGACACCGCCCAACUUUGUUACACAAAGAAACAGAAUGGACAGUAAUGAUCUUCGUAAUGACUUCAAAUCAUUUCAAGAGACUAUUAUGUCAACAUUGGAAAGGUGGUUCUCAAAAUAUGACGAGAAACAGACAAAGCUGCUAAAUGAAGUUGAAGAAGUCAAAAAAUCACUUGAUUUCGUACAUAAGGAAUAUGAAAAAUUAAAUAAAAUUUCCUAUAUGGUUUUCUCGUCCACUAAUACACAUUUUCAAAAAUAAAGACAAAGCAUGGGUGAAGUGGAAAAAAACAGGUAACAUAUCAGACUAUGAGAAUUUUUCUCUUUAUCGUCGUAGAUUUAAAAUCCUUUCCGAUGAAUGUUUUAAUACUUAUAUAAAUUCGGUAGAGACCAGCAUACGUCAAGAUAUAAAAUCAUUCUGGUCUUAUGUUCGCAAAUACAAUGGCGCGGGCGGUAUUCCAAAUGUUAUGACCUACAAAGAUACUAA